AUGGCUGGGGAGGAGAUAUGCGGAGACAUCGUGGUGGACUUCACGUCCGGCAACACACAGAGUGAAGGAGAGACGGCAAGCUCCCACCAUGACUCCAACGAGACGCGGGCAGCGAUGACGUUUAGCCGCUGCCACAACCCACCACCUGGAACUGAAAGUUUAGACUACGACCUCCACGAGAGCCCGAUGAUCAUGCAGUUCGUGAACAACCAGCAGCUUGCGCUGUCGAAAGGCAACUGCUUGCUCCGCUUCUUGGGGCACAGUAGCCUUUGGAGGCAGAAUGGCCGCGGCAUUAUCCGAUGGCUGAUCAUCUGCGUGGCUGGGCUGAGCACAGGCUUCGUGGCCUCGAUGAUCGACCUCGGCCUCACUCAGUUUCAGAAGCUGGAGUUCUUGCUGCUGAGAUCCACCAUCGACGCCAGCGACGACUGGGUCCCGACGUAUUUCGUUUUUCUGGCUUUUCGCCUGUCUUUGGCCAGCGUGGCAGGCUUCUGCGUCUGCUUUGUCGAGCCCUUGGCCGCUGGAUCGGGCAUCCCCGAGAUCAAGUCCUUCCUGAACGGCAUCCACAUGCCCCGGAUGCUGGAUAUCAAGACGCUGGUAGCGAAAGCUUUCGGCGUCAUGUUCAGCGUGGGAGCCGGCCUGCCUUGCGGCAAGGAAGGGCCGAUGAUCCACAGCGGCGCCAUUUGUGGGUCCCUGACCUCGCGCGUCUUCUGGACAAAUCGCCUGCGGCCGAUCAACAUGGACAAGGAGCAGCGCGAUCUCGUCACCGCCGGAGCCGCUGCGGGCGUCUCCGCCGCCUUCAGCGCCCCGGUGGGCGGUUUCCGGAUCUGUGCCGUUGCCAACCACUGGGUCCCGCAUCCUCGAGGCUACUGCUUCCUGCUGGUGGAUGCCUUCGCUGCCCUACUAAGCUCCCUUGGCUUUGUGGUGUCCUUGCACACGGCGGUCUGCGCAGCUGCUCCGGAGCCCGAGGCCAUGUGGGGCGAGCAUGUGGUGCUCGUCGUUCACCUGGAGGAAGGGGACUUCAUUGCAGACGUCGGCCUUGGUGAGGGCUCGCGGUCGCCGGUGCGAUUGGAAGAGGCUGCCUGGACUGAGGAUGGCUUCGAGUUCUCUCUGAAAUGCCGCUCUGGAGGAGAGUGGCGAUUUGAGAACCCCAUCAAUGCCACGGGGUGCCUGCCUGGCUAUGCAUUUGACGUGAGUACAAGCGCUCCGAACUUUGAGGAGUUCGAGGCAUUCCACGAGUUUUACUGGGCUCACCCAGACUCGCCCUACGUCAUCGGCCCUGCCUUCUGUCAUCGCAAGACCAAGGGCCAAGGUAUCUUCUCGCUGCAUGCCUGCACCCUUCGGAGAACUCAUCCAGAGCUGCCAGGUGGGAAAGAAAUCUUAGCCGUUGCCAGCUGCAAAGAGGAGUGGUUUCGCAUAGUGAACGAUGUCUUCUUCAUGCCCUUCGAAGAUUGGGAUGACCAUCAGAAGCAGCAACUCUGGGACUUGGUCCUGGCGCAGCACAACAGCCAUGGCCGGGUCCUCUUUGCCAUUGAGGAAGGUGCCACGCACAUGAGUGUGGACAUUAUGCUGAAGACCUUCGUCGCCGCGGCGUGCGCUGCCCUGGUCGUGCGAUUCUUCCACGGCGGCUUUGACACGGGCCUUUGGGGCAUGCUGGGCUCAGCGGUGCCCCUGGAGUUCGGCGCCCUGCCGGACCUCCAGUAUGCCAUUUGGGAGCUUCCCCUGUUCGCAUUGCUUGGCAUCCUCGGUGGUCUCAUGGGCGCCUUGUACAACUGGCUCAACGUGAAAAUCACGAGGGUCCGGAUGCGAUUCAUUGGCCCCACUGGCUGGAGGAGAUGGUCGGAGGUCUUGUUUCUCACUUUUGUCGUGUCCAGCAUCAAGUUCAUGGUCCCGGUCCUUCUGAUGGAUGGCGUGUCGAACGUCUUCGGCUCUGUCAAGCACACGCUGUGGUGGAAUGACCAGGCAGAGGCAGUCAAAGCCAUUUUCCACAAGGAGAUGCUGGCAUCCGAUAUGGCCAUUUUAGGCACCGUGCAGUUCUUCAUCGCCUGCUGGACGUAUGGCGCCGGCGUGCCGAGCGGGCUCUUCCUGCCCUCGCUGUACCUGGGCGCCGCCUGGGGAAAGCUUCUGGGAAUGGGCUUCUACUAUGCCGGCCUGCUCCGCCACAUUAGCGACGCCGACAAGUACGCCUUCGUCGGCUCUGCCGCCGCGUUGUCUGGCCUCGGGCGGAUUACGAUCUCGCUCUCUGUCAUCGUGAUGGAGUGUACCAUCAACAACCAGUUCGGCGUUCCUCUCUUUCUCGCGACGAUGUUGGCCAAGUGGGUGGGACAAAUCUUCAACGAGGGGAUUUACGACCUGCACUUGGAGCUGAAGCAUGUGCCCCUUCUGGAGCCGAUGGGUGGCAAGGAGCUUCUCGACCUCCGGGCUAUGGACAUCAUGGCACGUGACAUUAAGACGCUGCCGCCGACGGCUCCUGUCAAACAGCUGGUGGGCUUACUACAGGACGAGAGUCACAACCACCACGGUUUUCCGAUCAUCGACAUGUCCUCGGGCGUGUUCUUGGGCCUCAUUCGCCGGAGUGAGCUUCUGCACAUCUUGGAGAGAGGGCUCCCAUGUUUGGCAUCACAUCUCUUAUUUUCCUAG
Molecule: messenger RNA, 2637 nt
Organism: Symbiodinium natans
Lineage: Eukaryota; Dinophyceae; Suessiales; Symbiodiniaceae
Source: the annotation of a GenBank genome assembly